AUGCCAGGCCACACAUCGCAGCUGCCCCGAGCUAGCUGCUCCUCCUGUCACACGCGGAAGAUCAAAUGUGAUCGUCGACCCGGAAGCUGUAGCGCCUGCUCGAAGAUCCAGAUAUCCUGCCGAUACCCCUCGAGCGAGCAGAUUCUGAAACGUCGUGCGCCGAGGGGACCGUACAAGAAGAGAAAGUCUCACCGGGAGAGGGAAUUGGAAGAUCUGGUCAAAACAAUGGCAGCAAAGUGCAACGAGCUGCAGGAUGCCGCCAAUAUUAUAACCCUGAACUCCUCGCCUUGUUACGCAGGCUCCCCAGCCGUGAACCUCGAUGUGGACGUGCAGGAAUAUCAGAAUGACGUCCUGAAAUCCUCGAGUCCGAAGUCUACUGUCACAUCAACGUCUUCUGGCUCGUCCUUCAGGUACUUUGAAAGAUCUCGCGGCCUGGGUAGAGCCUGUACCGUCGCAGAACGCCCGGGCUCCCUAGGGUCAAGCUUGACGAUUCAUACUGAUCCAGAGCUUGUGGCCGCUAGACGCUCGGAAUCGACUUUCAUAGAGCCCCCUAACUCUUGGUUGCAAGGAUCUCAAACACUCGAGCUGUGGCACAUCUACAGAACCCGCAUUGACCCUGUGACGAAAUUAAUCCACUGUCCGUCCUUCUCAGAACAGAUUCUGCUUGCAGUGUCUCAGUCCUCGGCUGUCGAUUCUAACCUACAAGUGCUUAUCUUCAGUAUUUGUUAUGCAGCAGUCGAUGUCCUGGCCGCCGGCGAGGUCGAAACUCGAUUCCAGCAGAGAAAGGACGCCUUUGCUUCUCUUUACAAGCAAAGGAUGGAGCGUGCUUUGGAGGAGGCGGCCUCACGCCAGAAGCCGUCAUUACAUGUCUUGCAAGGCCUUGUUCUUCACACGAUCUGCCUGUUCCGUCGGGCUGGGGAUGGCGUGCCAAUAGAUACGGCUCUGCUUCACAUGGCCGUGUCAGAGGCGUGCCUGCUGUUCCCAGAAAAUGCGAGCAAUAACCACGCCAACCUAUCGCUACUCGAAGAGCAACUCUUGCUUCGUUGCUGGUGGGCACUAUAUGUUCUCGAUUAUCACAGGGCUGCAAAAUGCGGAUGUGCGCCAAAUGCUACCCUCCAAUCUCAGCAGGUCGCGCUACCUCUGAACCUGAAUGACAUCGACCUGAGCCCCACUAUGCAGCAGUCUCCUACUCCCAGGACAUCAGUCACCGAAAUGUCUUAUUUCCUUGUUGUUGUUGAACUAACUCGGCUUCAAGCAUUGGCAUUACCACGUCUCAAGGCCAGCGAGUCGGAGUUUGACCUUCCCAAGGACCUCGAAUCCAUGGCUAACGAGCGUGUGCGAGCCGUGGAAAUCAAUUUUCUUUGGCAUUGCGAGACUUCUCGACAAUUUGACUGGCUACUGCUGCUGACCGCCAAAGCAAUGCUGAAUCCAAUUGAGAUCCAGAUGCUUGACUUGGGACUAGCAACCUAUUCAAUGGAUAAGACGCUGGCGUGUGCAGCAUGCGACGAUUUGUCUGAAAGGACCUUCUCACUAGCCCUGGACGUUGUUGAGUGUUGGUACAUUCUGAAAUCCAACCCAAACUUAUCAUCGUGGAGUUGGUACGUUGACAUUUUCCGCCGCGGGUACGACUUGGAUUAUGUCAAAUCCGAAUUGGCUCAACGGCCAGAAUCAGAACAGCGGGCUCGAGCUCAGACGCUACUUGAGCUUGGGGUGCAAUAG
Fonsecaea multimorphosa CBS 102226 is the source of this 1719-nucleotide messenger RNA. RefSeq lists its product as uncharacterized. The record is from RefSeq and is a predicted model, not a curated record. The coding region runs from base 1 to 1719 and encodes 572 amino acids. NCBI's taxonomy places the organism in Eukaryota, Fungi, Ascomycota, Eurotiomycetes, Chaetothyriales, Herpotrichiellaceae. Gene Ontology annotation, molecular function: DNA-binding transcription factor activity, RNA polymerase II-specific; DNA binding; zinc ion binding. The transcript has 3 exons. Gene Ontology annotation, biological process: regulation of DNA-templated transcription; DNA-templated transcription.